AUGGAGCCCGUCAAGCCGGCCCUUCCCCAGAAGGAACGGGGGGGCCCCCGGGACCUAGCUGAGGGCACGCAGCCCCAGCAGCGCCAUAUCCAGCCCGAGGAAAAGACGAGGCCCCUCUCCAAGCGCAAGAUUGGUGGCCCGGGCAAGGGCAGUGUCAGACUCGCGUGGGAUCGCUUCUUCAGGAUAAAAAUGUGUCCCUGGAUUGCUGAGGGCUGUUGCCGGCACGGCGACUUGUGCAACUAUGCACAUACACCCGAGCAGCUCAGGCCCUGGCUGCCCCUCUACAAGACGAAGCUCUGCGAUGCGUUUAAGAGGGGUGAAUGCACCAACGAAGAAUGCAACUUCGCACAUGGGGCUGAGGAGCUGCGCCACACUACUGGCUACUACAAAACCGAACUUUGCCAGUUGUGGCUAGCUGGCAGCUGUCCGUCGCGGGAUGUUUGCCGGCACGCGCAUGGUGUGGAGGAGCUGCGCCCUAAAACUCAGCUGGCUCGCAAGAACAUAGCGCUUCUUUUGGGCUCGCAAGCACAGGGAACAACAUCGAAGGAAACAACAACUGCAACUGAAGAAGAGGACGCGACAGCAGUGGGGGGUUCUCUCGGGGGCCAGGGAUCAAAGGGUUCCAAGCAGCAGGACGGGGCCUCCGGGGCGGGAGAUGCUUGCAGCAAGCGUGUGGAGGAGGCGGCGAAGGGCUCCCAAGGCGACAGUGAAAACAAAAAAACAGCAACUGAUGAAGCACUGGGAGAGGAAGAACAGCUACAGCGCGCACUACAUCGACUCAAGCUGAACAGCCUGACAGACCGCCAACCACAAACGUCUGAAAAUGGACGCGACUCCGCAGCCUGCCCCACAGGCCAGCAGCAGCAGCAAGAGGAACAGGGCGAGCAGCAGCAGCAGCAGGAGCAGCAAGAACAGCAGCAACAACCCGUGGCAGUUAAUGGAGUAACCCAUAGCUCAUCUUUGAGCAGCGCAAUCCCCGCUAGAAGGAAAACGGGAGGAACGCGCAAGGUACCAAAGCAGCAGCAGCAAGAUGGAAGCUUGCACCAGCAGCAGCCGCGACAGAGGCGAGCUGUGUCUCCGCGUGCGUUGAAGCAGAGCGGGUCGCAGCAGCAGUCGCAGCAGCAACAACAGCAGCAGGUGCAGCAGAACGGAGGGGCCCGUGUACUGCGGGGUUUUCGCCUGUCGCGUCAGGGCCUGGAGACCGCGUCUCCGGGAGUCGUUUCUGCUCAUGGAGGGGCCCCGUACCCCGCAGUAAACUCUAGCAAGGUGGUGGGACACCACAAAGUGUCGGCGGACUCUGCACUGGGAACUCCGCAGUCCCUCACUCCCGCGUGGUGCCUCGUGAGCUCCCCGUCGCCUUCAGUUGAGGAAGGAUGUUCUGCAGAAGAGGGCACUUGGCCUUUAGGUUCCCCCUUGCACCAGCUGCCCCCGUGCGGCCCCGCCUGCACGUGGGGCGCUCUGGCUUCUGCUGUGCCGCCGAACUUGCAGCAGCUACCGGGAACGCCCCAUCAGCACUUCGGAUGCUUUGCCCAGAACGCAUGCGAGCUUACCAACGCCGUGCCCCAUUUGCAGGCCCUCUUCCCCUUCCCCCCGGCUUCUCAGGGCCUCGUCGCCCCUUGCUUUUGCCAGCGCCACCCCAAUGCGGAGCUCCUCCACCGCCAGAUGCAGCAGCAACAAAUGCAACAACAGCAGCAGCCACCUCAGCAGCAGCAUGGGCACAGUCAGCACGCUCCAUGUGUGUGCCAGUUCACAGCGGCCUGCCCAGUUCCUCCCUCGGGUGCUUUCUUAAACCCCAUAGCACGGUCGGUGCCCCUCGCGUCAGCAGGCAGUGUAGGUUGGGGGCCUCUGCUGGUUUCGCCUCCUUUCUGCCUGCUACAGAGCCCUACUAGCUGUCCCCAGCACGGCUGUGUGGUUCCCAGAGCCCCCCAGUGGCAUGAGGGCAUGGGAGCCCCUGUGCAUGGAGGAGGUGCGGAGAGGAUAUUCUGCUGGAUGCAGCAAGUGCCCCUAAAAGAUCUGCAGAUGGCUGCAUCGGUGGAGCGAUAUGAGGACUGA
Molecule: messenger RNA, 2052 nt
Organism: Eimeria necatrix
Lineage: Eukaryota; Apicomplexa; Conoidasida; Eucoccidiorida; Eimeriidae
Exons: 6
Coding region: 1-2052 (683 amino acids)
Molecular function (GO): metal ion binding
Source: RefSeq, a predicted model, not a curated record